This is a messenger RNA of Meleagris gallopavo (turkey), 548 nucleotides long. Lineage: Eukaryota; Metazoa; Chordata; Aves; Galliformes; Phasianidae. The record is from RefSeq and is a predicted model, not a curated record.
ACUGCUCAACUUUUUAUCUACAGGCAUUAAAAUUCAAAAUAUUGGUAAAAAAUAAGAAAAGUGGAACAAUUGAAGAAACUAUGCUCAGGAAAGGUCAGGACAGUCAUGGUGAAACAGGGGAAGUAUCUGAAGAGGAACUUACAUCAAGUGAUGAGGAGACUGAGACUGAUGAAAAAACCCCUCUUUACCCAAAGAAGGGAUCCUCAAAAAGAAAAUCUGAAGGUAGAUCUUCACCUCCACCUCGAAAAAAGGCAAAGAUGAAGAAGAUAAAGAUUGCUAUGGAGUUGUCGGACCUUGUGAUUUAUACCAAAUCUGAGAAGUUUGUAAGCUUUGAGCAUUCAAUAGCUCAUCAGAAGUGUUAUGAAAACAAUUCAAUUGGAGAGGUUAAAGCACAAAAAUUUGUAAAACAUGCAGCUAAUCAGUUUGUUUCACAUACUUCACGUUUCAUUACAAGAAUCUACCCAAAAGGAACAAGAACAGAUUCUUCAAAUUAUAAUCCUCAAGAGUUCUGGAAUGUGGGUUGCCAAAUGGGUAUGUAUGUUUAUUGA